Oikopleura dioica is the source of this 1593-nucleotide messenger RNA. Lineage: Eukaryota; Metazoa; Chordata; Appendicularia; Copelata; Oikopleuridae. The record is from the annotation of a GenBank genome assembly.
AUGAUAUUAUCGGAGUUGAUCCUCAAGCGAAUGCCGAUGGAUGCGCUUGCAUGGCUCGCUCCAAAUGUUUUGGAGGACGUCAACGAAGAAGGCGACUGUCGUUUCGAUGAUCUGGCGGGCUUUGAUUUCUGUCAGACGUUUCUCAAUCGUCACUACAAACGCGAUUCAAUUCUCGAGCUCGUCGGGAAAGAAUUUGAAGCAGAGAAAAAGUCAAAGCCGGAUCGGCUCUCUGAUGUGAUGAAGAUUGUACAGAAGCGCCAUGACUUGAAGUACAACAAGAAAAAGCUCGAGCCAAAGGCGACGAUUGAGUUCAAACGUUCGAAAUUAGACGUCAGAUUCUCAUCAUCAUAUCUUUUUACUGGCCAAUAUUUCAAGCCACAAGGAUUGGACUUACGAGCAGCUCGAGGCAAUCUUCUCCUGUUCAAAAUCAAUCGAAAUAAUGAAGAAUGCUUGCCGAAGUUGGACCUUGUUGACUAUCGCCCAGGAGAUGAGCAUCACUUUCCCAGGAGGAGACCAUUCACGCCGCUUUAUCGCUCCGCUUUCAAUCCUUGCACUGAUGGUGUUUUCCUCGAUGACGUUGUUCUUGGAAAACCACACCAAGAAAGAUUGUUUAGGGUGUCUAGCGUUACGACCGAUGUUCUGAAAGAUAGACGCGUCAUGUCGGAUAACAUGGGAGGUCUAGAUGGUAGAUUCAAACGUAUGGAAUUUAACUUCUCUCGGCAGCGGGCUUGGAGAGAUUAUGUCUCAAAUCCGGAAGAGAGUCUACAUCCGAUGAUCCGGUGUAAUCGAACGGGUCCAGUGCGAGCUAACUCCCCGGAAGCAAUAGAAAUGGAAAGACAAGCAGAAGAAGAAGAGAAAAAUCCGUUCCAAAAAACGGUCAUUGAUUUCUAUCGGUUCUCCGGCGACAACGAAGAGGUUGCUUGGAGCUUCGAUUUCACCCUACCAAAAGAUAAACAAUACUACGAGUUUAAUAUGGAAGCAAGAUUUAUUGAUCAAUGUCAUUGGUUGAUUACUGCAAGAUCGUCGCUGAAGAGAUCGCUCGUUGAAGAGGACGACGAUGAUGAAGAUGAAGAAAACGACGAAGAUUCACCGGAUUUUUCUCAACCGCCUAAUUUAGUCUAUCACUGUGAUUUGAAAUCAAAAGAAGCCACCCUUUAUUCGUUCCCUGAGGACGAAGAUUUAUUCAACGAAGAUUUAUUCAACAGAAAUUUCGGAGUCUUCAAGGAAAAAAGCAGAAAAAGACGCCUCGAUACAGAAGAAUCUGAUGAUCCCCUAAAUAAUGAUCUGUGCUUCUUUGAAUAUCCGAAGCUCAAAGAUCUCAAGUUUACACCCGAGCUCAUCCGUCAUGUCGGUGAGCCGUAUGAAGGAACUGUCGAGAUCUAUACUUUCACCAUCGACAACAUCAAAGAAAAGAUUUUAUCAUCUGAAAAACGAUCGAAAAUCAACAAAGAUGGCACUCAAGAAAAAACAUUGCCAGUAGUAUGCCUAGAGGACUUCCGCAUUCCAAAAUACCAAGAUUCGCGCGAAAAUCUACUUCCUUGGCAAUCCGAUAUUGGAUACGUCGAAGGCAAGAAGUUUCAUCUUCUUGUCUGA